AUGGACCUAAAGAUUUGCCAAUCAGUAUUGUCUCCCACAACUUCUGAGCCACGGGCAUUCACAGUGCACACCGCCGUCAUCGAGAUGCUCUCACAGACCCAGGCAGCUGCAAAAUUGCUCACAAAACCAGUUGCUCCAUCUGCGCCCAUUUGUGCAUCGUUCCGUGCUGAGGCGCCUCCACAGAUCCAGGCACCUGCAAAAUCACUCGUGGAACCCACUGCCGCUCCCGCACCUGUUGAGUCUGAUUGCAAUUGUGCUGCCCGCACCCUCAUCUCCAGUGAGAAUCCCACCUACCCGGCUGCACUCGGACCUACCAAGGCGACAUGGUUGCCAAAAUCCACCUACCACCUCCACCAAGCCCUCCUGGACAAAGAAGAAAGGGCAUAUUUAGCUGCAGCAGAGGCUACUACAGCAAAACAUGCACGGGAUCCUUCCGAAUCUCUAGAACCCGAGCAGCCUGUCCAAGGUGGACAGGCGAGUCCUGUAAAGCGCACGCGACCUUCUCCUGGGGAGGAUCCUAGUGAAGAGGCAGAAGAUGUCGAUGUGGAGAUGGACCUGCUCAAUCAGCUUGAGUUCCGCCAAUCUCUUACACCUGAACAUGAUCGUCCCCUCACUCCAUUACUUCGACCAUCUGCACAACCUGAAGAGCACAACUUUUCUGUGCCACCAUCGCGACCCUGGGAGGAGUCUCAGCCUGAGCCGGAUGACGAUGAUGAGGCCGACUCUGCUUCCGGACAGCCUGAGUUGAUGCUACCAGAUGCUCGGCGGCCUGAUCAUGGAAGCUACGUUGACCAUGUGCUAGCUGAAGAGGAUGAAGAAGAUGAAGAAGACAAACCUCACAGGCCUUCUGAGCUCAACGAGCCUGUGUUCACUAUGAGCCACCGCAUCAAAGAUCUUGAAACUGCACAGCAGUUUAUUACAGCUCUUUAA
Messenger RNA from Phanerochaete carnosa HHB-10118-sp, 930 nucleotides. RefSeq lists its product as uncharacterized. The record is from RefSeq and is a predicted model, not a curated record. The coding region runs from base 1 to 930 and encodes 309 amino acids. Lineage: Eukaryota; Fungi; Basidiomycota; Agaricomycetes; Polyporales; Phanerochaetaceae. The transcript is spliced from 3 exons.